AAUGUUCGGCGCGGGCAUGAUGGGCGGCAUGCUGGGCGGGCUGCUGGAGGGCGCGGAGUUCCCGCCCUUCUGCCCGCCCUUCCCGCAGCCGCAGCCCUUCUGCAUGCCGCAGCACAAUAUCAUGGGCAUGGGCGGCUUCGGAAUGGGCGGGUUCGUGUUCGGGCAGCAGAUGCCGCCCUACGGACAGCCUCCGCCCGGCCUCGAACAUGCUCAUCCACAGGUCCAAAUGCAAAUGCCCGGCAUGCCCGACCCGACCCAGGCGGUCGGUCUCGCGAUGCCCCCCGCGGGCGUGGCCCCCGCUAGUGCGGCCGGCGCCGCCUCCGACCCGACCGGGGAGGUAGUGCUGCCUUCCAUGUGGCGGUCGGCGGUCGACGCGCGCGGUCGAACGUAUUAUUAUCAUGUUAAGCUGCGGCAGCCGCAGUGGCUACCUCCCCCUCCACCAGAAGACUCAGAAGAAUCUGAAGAAGAGGAGGCAGAACAGUUAUCUGCCAUUGACACUGCGAUAGUCCGCAGGCAGAUGAAAGGCAAGCUUGUGGAAGGUGUCAAUGGCAUCUACGAAGUGAUAAAAGAAGACCCACCGAACGGUCUGAUUCCAGACCACGCUCUACUCAAUAUGAAGCCGCGGAAGAGGCGGCCGGGGCUGGUUUCUGAAAGACCUAUAAGCCCAAGAACCGAAGAGGACAAACUGGCUGGCAGACUAGAAGUGAAGAGGUACAAGCAGACGAAGGAAAAGCUGCGCCGGCGCCGCGAGCGUCUCAUGAACCGGGUGCGUCUGCUCGCCGCACGCUCGCGGGGCCGCGGGGCCGACAGCGACGCGCAGGUGCUCAAGAUGGUGGACCUCGUAGACUCGGACAGCGAGUCAGAAGCGGACUCGGAAGACGGCAACGAGAAGCCGUUCACGCUGCCGUCGUCGCCGCCCAACGACUCGCCGCUCGCGCCGGUGACCGCGCCCGCGACCGCGCCGAUGCCCGCGCCGAUCGUCGAGCCUGCGCCCGCGCCGAUAGAUCCCGAUGAAGCCGCCAGGAGGAUCAAGGAGCAGUUCCGCAGCAGCAUGGCGCGCGUGAUGGUGCACCACCUGAACCCCUACCGCCACUCCGACGCGCCCGCUGGCCGCAUCACCUGCACCGCCGACUUCAAGCACCUGGCCCGGAAGGUGCGUGUGGACUCUUGUUGCAGGAGCAGGUCCGCAGCAGCAUGGCGCGCGUGAUGGUGCACCACCUGAACCCCUACCGCCACUCCGACGCGCCCGCUGGCCGCAUCACCUGCACCGCCGACUUCAAGCACCUGGCCCGGAAGGUGCGUGUGGACUCUUGUUGCAGGAGCAGGUCCGCAGCAGCAUGGCGCGCGUGAUGGUGCACCACCUGAACCCCUACCGCCACUCCGACGCGCCCGCCGGCCGCAUCACCUGCACCGCCGACUUCAAGCACCUGGCCCGGAAGCUGACGCACUUCGUGAUGCUGAAGGAGCUGAAGCACUGCCGCUCGGUGGAGGAGCUGGUGGUGACGGACUCGGUGCGCGGCAAGGCCAAGAUGUUCGUGCGCAAGUACAUGGCCAAGUUCGGGCCCGUCUACCGCCGCCCGCCCGAGGAGGCUGACUAACAGGAAAUGAUGCGGUUUCGCCUGUCGCUUCUGCAGGGGAGAACGCAUAUUGAGCAGCGGGAACACGCUCCCAAGAAGAACGCGACGGCGAAGAAACGGCGACCGAAUCGUACUGAAGCGACCAUCCAACUUGAUUAAUCACGUGCCGCAGUACAAACCUCUUUGGUUGCCAGUAACAUACAAAGACCAUACAGAUUGUGAGCCCUAAGGCUCGGCGCAAAUAGUGGCGAGUCGCGGACACUACUGUAGCGAGUGGCCGCCACCGGAUACACGUGUGCGGCGCGUCUAUACAAAAUAUAUUAAAAAGUGUGUUAAGUCGCCGUCGCCGGCCACCGGUGGCUGUGGUCGGUGGCCCAUUUGCGCCGACACUAACUUUGGUAGGGUGGCACUAUACCGCGCCAAAAAGUUUAUAAAACCAAGUUAUCAGGAAAAGUGGAAAGAGUAUCAAGUAUUGGAACUAGCACUUGGUUAGCGUCAUAAAUAAACUAUUUGAAGAUAGUGUAUACUAAAAGACAUUUUAUUACUCUGACAACGUGAAAUGUGUCCACGAGACUUGUAACUUUAGUUAGAUAGAUAAUGUUACUUUUAAAAAGAAAUGUUUUAAUUGAUGACGACUUUAAUUACGUUAAAAGUGUUUUAAAUACGGUUACUUUGACAAAAGGCAUUUUCUGUAAUCUCAUCUACAAAGAGUUAAUUUUAUGGCAGACGUAAUCCAUUUUUGUUUCUAUUCUGUUUACAUUUACAUUUGUAUUUUAUAAAAUGCGCCGGUCGCUCCUUAGUAGUCUCCAGUUUUUUUAUAUUAGUCUCCAGGCUAUUUUUCUCUACGUCCCAAUUAAAGCUUGCGCUUCUCCUGUGCUUAUUUCAGGAUAAUACAUAUUAUUUGUAAUAUAAGUGCGACUUAAACAGGUAGAGUCCUCGCACUUUUGAACUCACGUCUGAAAUAUGUAACCUUUUUCAACAAAUCAGUAACUCGUCAUGGUGAUAACUGUCGCUUAGUAUAUGUGUUUCGUUAUGUUUAUAAGUAUUGGAGUGUAAUUUCGUCAAAUUGUUUCUAUUUCUGAUUUGGCUUACAUUUGAAAUUAUUAUAAUAAUUUUCAUAUUCUUACAAACUGUUACGUAGUUUGGUAGGAAGCUAGUUGUUAAAAUAAUGUAAAUCAUCACAUCUUGUGACUCAAAUCAUCAACUUUCUAAAUAUUUUAUAAUCAUGAACAUUAGAAUGUUAAAUCAGUCAAUUACGAAAAUCAUCACUUCCUUUCUUUCUAUAAAUUUUAUGUAUAUUUUCUAGGAGUCUCAACUCAAUUUUUCUUCCCUAUAAUGUACUUGAAAACUAGUUACAAAUUCAAAAUCUUUUUUAUUUCUAACUUUUUGCAUAAAGAUUGUUGCUUAGACAAAUUAGAGCACCUUCCUUCCAAGUUAAAAAGAGAUUGAACUCUAUAUUUCAUUGCACUUUACAUUUGUCUGAACACUUGACGUGAAAGGCCAUCUUUAGCCGGAAUUACGUUUUAAGAUGCGAAUGAAUAUUAAGUUAUUGUUUAAAUGAAUACUAAGUUAUUGUAAAUAUAGAUAUAGUAAGAUGUAACAUUUAGUUUUGUACUCUAAAGUUAAGGCAAGUAUUCGAAACGACACUCAAACAUCGAUUAAAAGAUCGAUCCACAUGGAUUCAAGCUUGUGAAUAAUUGAAUUGUAUUAUUUAAAGAACUCAAGGUUUUGAAUCUAUUGUUAAUUUUGUUCAUGUAGAUUUAGAGUUGAGCGUCGUUUUCGAUAAAAUUUCUUAGUCCCUAAUUUUACGUCGUAAAGUAUUGACUAUUUUCGUGAACUUAGCUGUAAGGUAUCGAAUGGAUUAAGUGUAUAUUUUUAUUGAACGCAAGUUAAAUAAAUAUUUAUAGCAAGAUGAUCUCUAGCUCGACUGGGGUUGUUGAGAAAUCGCGUGUUUGUGUAAAAACUCGAAUACUUAUGUAUUUUAUUGCUAAUGAUUUCAAGUACACAGUAUUAUAAUAGAGUAACACUUAUUUGAGUGGUGUAUGUGUUUUUAUGCUGUACAGACUCGAGCCAAAGUAACACUCAGUAACUAUUAUUUCUAAUUUUACGUUAUUCACAUUCAACAUUGCAAUAUGCCGAUGAUAAUAUUAUAUUUUACUUGUAUUACUAACAUAGGUAAGUUUAAUAAGUCCAUUUUCUUUCUGCCUAUAGCUUUGCGUUACAAAAAUAUAGGCAAUUCAAAAUAUCUAUGGUUGAUAACAAGAAGCAAUAAAUAUACUGAUAAACUGUACAAAUCGUUUGAUGUGUGAAAAGAGUUUGAACGGUACUGCUGAAUCUAGGAUUCAUAGUUUAUUGUGUACACGCUUAUCGAAACCAAACGAGAAAUGCACUGAAGCAAUGAAAUUACUAAGGUACAUUUUACGAGACACGUUUCACCCACGAAACAUAAUGUGAUUUAAGAUGUGCGUGUAAAUAUUGUAAAUAUAGCAGAAGCAGAAUCGCUGAGGUUCUGGUAAAGAGAGUGGAUAUUUUAUUUAGAUCAGUAGUGUUGCCUUGCGGUACGCUUGUUUUGGAACCGACUCGUAUUGAUUCUGAGUUAUUGUAAAAGAUGGUGAAGCCGUUGGAACAAAUAAAAUGUUAUUUCUUUUA
This is a messenger RNA of Ostrinia nubilalis (European corn borer), 4226 nucleotides long. Its product is annotated as probable histone-lysine N-methyltransferase CG1716. The record is from RefSeq and is a predicted model, not a curated record. The transcript is spliced from 10 exons. Gene Ontology annotation, molecular function: histone H3K36 methyltransferase activity; protein binding. NCBI's taxonomy places the organism in Eukaryota, Metazoa, Arthropoda, Insecta, Lepidoptera, Crambidae. The coding region runs from base 2 to 1207 and encodes 401 amino acids.